Prosopis cineraria is the source of this 2384-nucleotide messenger RNA. RefSeq names its product heat shock cognate protein 80. Gene Ontology annotation, biological process: protein stabilization; protein folding; cellular response to heat. Bases 95 to 2194 code for a protein of 699 amino acids. Gene Ontology annotation, molecular function: ATP hydrolysis activity; ATP-dependent protein folding chaperone; ATP binding. Lineage: Eukaryota; Viridiplantae; Streptophyta; Magnoliopsida; Fabales; Fabaceae. Gene Ontology annotation, cellular component: cytosol; plasma membrane; protein-containing complex. The record is from RefSeq and is a predicted model, not a curated record. The transcript has 3 exons.
UCACUUUCAUUUGUUGCUCUGACGCUCUGGUCUUUUUGAUCUUUCGCCGAAAACCUCGUUCUCAUCUCUCUCCUUCCUCGUAGACAGAUAGCUAAUGGCGGAGACUGAGACGUUUGCCUUCCAGGCUGAGAUCAACCAGCUUCUCAGUCUCAUCAUCAACACCUUCUACAGCAACAAGGAGAUUUUCCUUCGUGAGCUUAUUAGCAAUGCCUCUGAUGCUUUGGACAAGAUCCGUUUUGAGAGCUUGACUGACAAGAGCAAGCUCGAUGCUCAGCCAGAGCUGUUCAUCCAUAUUGUUCCAGACAAGACUAACAACACCCUAUCCAUUAUUGAUAGUGGCGUUGGCAUGACUAAGGCUGAUUUGGUGAACAACCUCGGUACCAUUGCAAGGUCUGGAACCAAAGAAUUCAUGGAGGCUCUGGCUGCUGGUGCUGAUGUGAGCAUGAUUGGUCAGUUUGGUGUUGGUUUCUACUCAGCCUAUCUUGUUGCUGAGAAGGUCAUUGUUACCUCGAAGCACAAUGAUGACGAACAGUAUGUUUGGGAAUCACAAGCUGGUGGGUCAUUCACCGUCACCAGAGACACAUCUGGUGAGAAUCUUGGAAGGGGAACUAAGAUAACUUUAUUCCUUAAGGAAGAUCAGCUUGAGUACCUUGAGGAACGACGUCUUAAGGACUUGAUUAAGAAGCACUCGGAGUUCAUCAGCUACCCUAUUUCUCUUUGGGUUGAGAAAACAACGGAGAAGGAGAUCUCUGAUGAUGAGGACGAGGAAGAGAAGAAGGAAGAAGAGGGUAAGGUUGAGGAAGUAGAUGAGGAGAAGGAAAAGGAUGAGAAGAAAAAGAAGAAGAUCAAGGAGGUGUCACAUGAGUGGUCCUUGGUGAACAAGCAGAAGCCUAUUUGGAUGAGGAAGCCUGAAGAGAUCACAAAGGAAGAGUAUGCUGCUUUCUACAAGAGUCUCACCAACGACUGGGAAGACCACUUGGCUGUCAAGCACUUCUCUGUCGAGGGUCAGCUGGAAUUUAAGGCAAUCCUCUUUGUCCCCAAGAGGGCGCCAUUUGAUCUCUUUGAUACUAGGAAGAAACCCAACAACAUCAAGCUGUAUGUUCGCCGUGUCUUCAUCAUGGACAACUGUGAGGAGUUGAUCCCUGAGUACCUUGGCUUUGUCAAGGGUAUUGUAGAUUCUGAGGAUCUUCCCCUUAACAUCUCUCGAGAAAUGUUGCAGCAGAACAAGAUCCUGAAGGUCAUCCGCAAGAACUUGGUAAAGAAGUGCAUUGAGCUUUUCUUUGAAAUAGCCGAGAACAAAGAGGACUACAACAAGUUCUAUGAGGCUUUCUCUAAGAAUCUUAAGCUUGGUAUCCACGAGGAUUCUCAGAACAAGGGUAAGAUUGCUGAAUUGCUGAGAUACCACUCCACCAGGAGCGGUGAUGAGAUGACCAGCCUGAAGGACUAUGUUACCAGGAUGAAAGAAGGCCAGAGCGACAUUUACUACAUCACCGGUGAAAGCAAGAAAGCAGUCGAGAACUCUCCAUUCCUGGAGAAACUAAAGAAGAAGGGCUAUGAGGUGCUUUUCAUGGUCGAUGCCAUUGAUGAAUAUGCUGUAGGUCAGUUGAAGGAGUUUGAGGGCAAGAAGUUGGUUUCAGCAACCAAGGAGGGUCUCAAGCUUGAUGAGAGCGAAGACGAGAAGAAGAAGAAAGAAGAGCUCAAGAACAAAUUUGAUAGCCUCUGCAAGGUGAUGAAGGAUGUCUUGGGUGACAGGGUUGAAAAGGUGGUCGUGUCCGACCGUGUUGUUGACUCUCCCUGCUGUCUGGUGACUGGUGAGUACGGAUGGACAGCAAACAUGGAAAGAAUCAUGAAGGCACAGGCUCUGAGAGAUAACAGCAUGGCCGGUUACAUGUCAAGCAAGAAGACAAUGGAGAUCAACCCGGAGAAUCCCAUCAUGGAGGAGCUGAGGAAGCGUGCUGAUGCUGACAGGAAUGACAAAUCUGUCAAGGACCUUGUUCUGUUGCUCUUUGAGACUGCUCUCCUCACAUCUGGUUUCAGCCUCGACGAUCCUAACACGUUCGGUAACAGAAUUCACAGGAUGCUUAAACUUGGCUUGAGCAUUGACGAGGAUGCCGGUGAUGGUGAUGCUGACAUGCCCCCAUUGGAGGAAGCCGAUGCUGAUGCAGAGGGAAGCAAGAUGGAGGAAGUCGAUUAAAUUACUUUUAAAUGACGUUUAUAAGCUUUUAUGUUACUAGCGUUCGCAGUGAUCAACUUCAACCGAGACAAUUCUAUCCCGUCUUUUUGUUUUGUUUUGUUUUUUUUAAUUUUCGGUUCUCUCCUGGAAUGUUCUGUUAUAUUUUGCAUUGGUAGAAGUGUUUUGCCUGAGUUCUGCUCUGGUAAUUGCA